AUGAACCGGAACGAGGAGACGCAUUUGAAUAUUAGUCAAUAUGGAAACAAAUCAUUUAUAGUCAGCAUCACUUCUUUUCAUUCUGCUCUGGUAUUAACCUCCAACGUAAGCCAUCGCGAUGAUGCGUUUGUAUGCACCUCUAAAAACACACUUCCCUCUAGUUCUGACAGCACCAAGUUGCACCAAAAGAAAACAGACAAGUUCUCCCCACAUAAAGUGACUUCUAUAAUGUCUGAUCAGUUCGUUCAAAGCUCUAUAAGUUCGGGGUCGCUGGCCCAAGAUGACUCGCUGUCGACUCAAAAAGCGGAGCAGUUUGUAACUGAGUAUGGACUAGACCAGGAAAUCCAAAGGGCUAUAGCUCAACACGACUUAGCGCAACAACUCCAACAGCAAAAUGAGACAGACAAUUCUGAGAGUAAAAUGGGCGCGAAUAACCAUGAGCUGGAGCAUGAAGGUCAAGAACAAGCACAAGAGGCAGAACAACAAACACAACAACCACAACAAACACAACAAACACAAGAACAAGGUGCACAAGAAGAACAGGGACAAUUAGAACAACAAAAGCAACAAACCGAGCUAGAAGUGGGGCAAGAGCAACAAAACUACCAAGAACAAGAACAAGCACAACACCAAGAGCUGCCAGAUAAUCACCGCGGGGAUGAACAACAACAACAGCAACAGCAACAACCACAACAACACCUAGAAGAUAAUUCACAAAAACAAGCUAAAACGGAACCAUCGGAGCCGCUUAACGUCCAAACUCAUGACCUCGUGAUGGGCUCUGAAGCUGAGAAGCUGAGUCUCCAGAUGAUUGCAGAUGAGCUUAAACGGGCUACAACAGACCAAGCGAUGGUGGACAACACUCAAGACGAAAAGAACCAGAAUACUCUGGAUCAAAAACAAAAUAAUCUCCCAGGGUACAUUCCUCCAGACUCUGAACUUUUAGCUACGAAUACAGCGUUAGCCGCGUACAAUGCUCUUUCAAGCCACGUUCCCCCGGCUGCACUGUUGGCUAAUGUACAAUUAGCUGCCGUUCCCUUACCUAUAGUGGCAGCAGACUAUUUGCCUGCGCGGAUCCAGCUUCUUAUAAAUUCUUUACCUGUUCUAGAUAACUUGGCGUCCCAAUUACUCCGUGUUUUUGCCAUAGGGCCCUACCAGAAGAUAAUUGAUUUGGCGUCCAGUCCAGAAACGCCAUCAGGUGCUGCUUUCCGUGAUUUGACCUCCCUUUUUGAGUUCACGAAACGUCUUUACUCCGAAGAGGACCCGUUUUUAACUGUUGAACAUUUGGCUCCGGGAAUGUGGAAGGAAGGAGAAAAAACCCCUAGCAUGUUUAGAAGUCGUGAACAAACUAUAGAAUCGACGUUACGAAAAGUGAAUCUCGCCACCUUUUUAGCUGCAACAUUGGGCACAAUCGAAGUCGGUUUCUUCUACUUGAAUGAGUCGUUCUUAGAUGUUUUUUGUCCGUACAACAACUUAGACCCGGCAAACUCCAUGUCCAAUAUGAAUCCUUCCAAUAUGAGUCUUCAAAGUGGUGUAAACACGAUCAUUGGAGAUAAAGUGGGUAAACUCUUGAAGUCUCAGGCAGUUUUGUAUCUUGAUUUGAAGACGCAAGCCUACAUUUCCGCAAUUGAAGCAGGAGAAAGAUCCAGGGAGGAGAUCUUGGAAGACAUUUUGCCUAGCAAUUUGGAACAAAUUCUUCUCGAAAGAAGAGGUGUUAAGUCGUUGUCACCAUCAGAAGUAGAUUUCGUUGCAAGGUGCAAAUCACGGAAAGAAACUUUACUCAAUUACCCCGAAGGAUCGAAUCUAAGCGAAGAAUACGAAUGGUUUGAGUUUCUAAAAGAAAUGUUUGACUACGUGGCCAAGAAUAUGGGCUUCCUCAUUUGGGGAAAGAGAGGAAAACCACAUACCCGUUCUGAAAGAAAUUUGAACACCCCUAUACCAACCACCACUCCUCCCGUUUCCAAUACACCUCACAGUGAAGAAACACUUCGAGAAGUUAGUAUGAACACAGCAGUGGAUCACAUAGAUCCCGCGGCUAGCCAAGAGAUUAAUGAUAUCACGUCUGCGCUUUUGCCCAGCGAGAUUCAGGAACAACAGAUACAUAUACGAAUCAACCCUCGUAUGCAAGGGAAAGUUACGAAUAGACGCCCUUGGACAAGGGAAGAGGAGAAAGCAUUGCGUCAUGCGCUUGAACUUAAAGGACCGCUGUGGUCAACAAUACUUGAACUUUUUGGGCAGGGUGGUCGGAUCAACGAGUCAUUGAAGAAUAGGACACAAGUGCAACUAAAAGAUAAGGCAAGAAACUGGAAGAUGUUUUUUCUCAAAUCGGGUCUUCCAGUUCCCGCUUAUCUUCUGAAGGUGACAGGAGAUCUAGAACGUGACGAUAAGCUGAGAGCGAAAAAUGCACGAAACAAAAAGACUGCAGCAGCUCCUGUUCCAACUGUGGCAAAGAAAGAUGGAGAAGGAAGUGAAACAGCAUUUAACGGCGCCGCGCAGGAUGCAGCUCGGAAGAGAAGGAAAGUUGCAUAA
This is a messenger RNA of Clavispora lusitaniae ATCC 42720, 2529 nucleotides long. It is a transcript of the gene TBF1, whose product is annotated as Tbf1p. Lineage: Eukaryota; Fungi; Ascomycota; Pichiomycetes; Serinales; Metschnikowiaceae. Gene Ontology annotation, biological process: telomere maintenance via telomere lengthening. The record is from RefSeq and is a predicted model, not a curated record. Gene Ontology annotation, molecular function: protein homodimerization activity; double-stranded telomeric DNA binding.